Molecule: messenger RNA, 1485 nt
Organism: Penicillium alfredii
Lineage: Eukaryota; Fungi; Ascomycota; Eurotiomycetes; Eurotiales; Aspergillaceae
Product: S-adenosylmethionine-dependent methyltransferase
Exons: 3
Coding region: 1-1485 (494 amino acids)
Cellular component (GO): nucleus
Molecular function (GO): protein binding
Source: RefSeq, a predicted model, not a curated record
AUGUCUUCUCAAACUCCUCUGCCCUCAGUCUUUACCCGGACAGUUCCGCGCCUGGCCCCGGAUGGUAUGGGCAAGGGUUUGUUUGCAUCGACAGACAUCAAGACCGGUGAGGAUGUGGUGUAUAUCAAAGUGCCUUUUGUGGCGGUGCUUGAUAAGCCUCGUCUUGAUGAUACGUGCUCGGGCUGCUUUGGAAAGAAGCAGCUGGAGAGCGAGACAGAUUUAAAGGCUUGUACGGGGUGUCGGGUUGUGAAGUAUUGUGAUAGGGCUUGCCAGUCCAAAGAUUGGAAAUUUGCCCAUUCCCUUGAAUGCCCGAUCUUUCAGAAGGUCAAGCCUAUGGUGCUUCCUAACAAUGCUCGAGCUAUCUUGCGUAUGGUCCUAAGGACAGGACGUAAUAAAUACAGCACCCAGGAGCUUGAUGUCUUCUCAGGUCUAGAGACUCAUAUGCAGCAGAUCGAACAAAGCCAAGCCCAACUGGACAGGGUCACUUUAACAGCGCGAGCAAUCAAAAACUAUUCGGAAACCGACAUGAACGAGGUGUCUAUCGCUGAAUAUGCAGCAAAGCUGGACUUGAAUUCAUUCAAUCUCACUACCGCACUCUAUGACCGUAUCGGUCUAUACCUUCACCCCUAUGCUGCUCUGAUCAACCACAGUUGUAACUUCAACUCCACUGUUGGGUUCGAUGGCGAAGAGCUCUUUGUCAAGGCCGUCCGGCCUAUCAAAAAGGACGAGCAGAUUUUUAUUUCCUACAUCGACACCACCACACCGCACGAGAUCCGACGCACAGAACUGUCUGAACGAUACUUCUUUGACUGCCGGUGCACGAGAUGUGCCAAGGGCACCGAUACCCCAGAAGACCGGUUCUCGGGCACACCGGAAGAUACGUCCGUGCUGGAGACGGCUGAGCGAAAAGCCCUAGAACUGAUGCAGUCCGCCUCUGCCUCGGAGACCAAGCCCGAAGAGAGCAUUGCAGAGCUUGAAUCCGCCCUCCACAUUCUCCACAAGACCGGCGUGUGGCCACUUACCCGCCAACCCUAUGCCUCGCUCCGCGACCAACUGAUUGUGUCUCUGCUCUCUGCCGGCAACUUCGGCCGGGCAUUCAUCCAAGCCGCCAUCCGGUAUCUGCGUGUCGAUCCCGCUUUAUACAGCUCAGCACAUCCAAUCCGCCAUAUGCAUGCCUGGAUUCUGGUCAAGCUUUCUAUUUACGCGUCUCAGAGUCUCGACCCAAACUCUAAGGAAUCAGCCUUCCUACAAAAGUUUGAGAUAAACUUCUAUUUCAUCCUCUGGUAUAUCCUUGCCGACCUGGCCAGCAAGCAGAUGGAGAGCUGUACAGUGCCGAGUUUCAAGAACCUUGUGGGGUCUCAUUUCGCUCAGGUACAUAACGAGUUCAAAGUCUAUGGGGUUGACCCUAGUACUUCACGGCCGCUUUUUGCUGCUGAGUGGAAAAAGCUGGAGCGGCUUGUUAGUCUGGCUUUAGAGAAGGAGUAG